CGUUCUGGGGCAAUUCAAUCACCACCUCUGCAGUAGUACUCUCUGCGCCUUUCAAUGAUCAGGCUAAGCUAUCCCAUGGAACAUUCACACCAUAACACACGAUUACGACACGUCUCAUUACUACGGCGAACCCUACGAAACACGACUUGACAUACGGACAGCUUGCCCCACACUAACACAUCACCAUGAGCUCACGAUACGCACCCAAACAGAACCCCGUCGAGCGUCGAAAGGGCGAGAGUGCGCUCAGCGAAUUCGCCGAGUAUGUGCAGAAGCAGCAAGCACUCCGACGCCCCGGCCAGGCGGCCGCGACACAUGAGGAUCACGAUGAGCUGAGCAUUCUCGACGAACUGGGCCUCACCGACGACGCAAAGCCACACAUCCGCCUGAAGACACUGCUCACAGACCCUGCCGAAGAGCACGUUGCCGCACUAGGAGAGCACAUUAAGGAGCGCUUGGCCGAAGGCCAUGGCGAAGUCCUGUUCGAUUUUGGGCUAGAGGAUAACGGCGAGGGCAUGGGCUUCACCAAAGAGAACUGGGACUUUGCUCUGGAGAGGAUAGGGGCUGUCUGCGAGCUGAUCAAGGCCGACUACAAGAUCCUGAUGACCAGGAACGUUGGCGGUGACGUCGAGGUCGGUCCUCGAGAUGCAAAGGACACGAGCCUCAGUGGCAAGAUGAUCAUAAGACAUCGUCCCAAGGAUGUUGAUGAGGUCAUUGAGACACGAAUUGCUGUCGUGGGCAAUGUCGAUGCUGGUAAGAGUACCAUGCUGGGAGUGCUUGUCAAAGGAGGGCUCGACGAUGGACGUGGAAAAGCACGUGUCAAUCUCUUCCGCCACAAACACGAGAUCGAGAGUGGGCGUACCAGCUCUGUCGGCAUGGAAAUCAUGGGCUUCGACAGCAAGAGCGAGGUUGUCGUUUCGACCACCGCUGGUCGCAAGCUGACGUGGGAGGAGAUAGGUCGUCGUGCGGCAAAAGUUAUAAGCUUCACAGAUCUGGCAGGCCACGAACGCUACUUGCGAACCACCGUUUUCGGUCUGCUGUCCAGCGAGCCAAACUACUGUCUGCUGAUGGUGGCUGCGAACAAUGGUCUGGUCGGUAUGAGCAAAGAGCACUUGGGAAUCGCUCUCGCGCUGAACGUGCCUGUCAUGGUUGUCAUUACCAAAGUUGACAUCUGCCCGCCAAACAUUCUCGAGCAGACCAUCACUCAGCUGAGCAAAAUUCUGAAGUCACCCGGAGCUCGGAAAAUUCCGGUUUUCAUCAAGAACAGGGAGGAGUGCAUUAACACUGCUACACAAUUCGUGUCCCGGCGCAUCUGCCCCAUCUUCCAGGUUUCCAACGUUACAGGAUACAAUCUCGAUCUCGUGCGCACCUUCUUGAACGUGCUACCUCACCAUGGCAACUACGACAGCUCGCUACCACUUGAGUUCCAUGUCAACGACACCUUCUCAGUGCCGUUCGUUGGUACCGUAGUAUCAGGAGUUGUGAAGUCGGGCGAGAUCCAUGCUGGCGAUACCAUUCUAGUUGGACCCGAUGGCCUGGGCCAAUUCACGACAACGAAGGUGCGGUCCAUUGAGCGAAAGCGAAUACAAGUACCAGGCUGCUCUGCGGGGCAGUCCGCCAGUCUUGCGCUUCGAAAUGUGCGACGUAAGGACGUCAGAAAAGGCAUGGUCGUUCUUCACAAAUCGGACAAACCUGACGAGAAGACUGGUAUCAUACCGCAACCCAAGGUCUACCGCGACUUUGUUGCUGAAGUUCUGAUCUUGUCACACGCAACGACUAUCAAGACGAAGUACCAGGCGAUGCUGCAUGUUGGUCCUGUGUCUCAGACAUGCGCUAUCAUUGACAUCGAUCGUCAGUACAUUCGCACUGGUGACCGCGCACAGGUCGCGUUCAGAUUCGUGCAGCGUCCUGAGUACUUGACAGUCGGCGAUCGUAUUCUGUUCCGUGAGGGCAGAACGAAAGGGCUUGGUAUCGUGAAACAGGUUGGGUACGACCCGAAGAAGCCGCUGAACCCCGAACUGCAAAAGGAGCAGCAGGCCAAAGAGUCAGGUGAGAAGAAGACUGCUGCAUCAUGACAUGACAGACGUGUAGUUUGUUGGUAAAUGCCCGAUUCUACGAAUGUCCGACUCUUGUCUCCACCUUUCCUUCUCAUCUGAGCGAUUUAUUGCGAGGCUCGGUUAGUCCCACUUGAGAACAGUAGCUAGAGCCUAUCUACAACACGGAUGAAUUGACGUUGCCUACGACAGAAAUGCUAGAAAGUCGGUGAUAUUUGCAGAUAUUGUCGUACGUCUGUGCUUCUGUACAGCAA
Boeremia exigua is the source of this 2308-nucleotide messenger RNA. RefSeq names its product P-loop containing nucleoside triphosphate hydrolase protein. The transcript has 3 exons. Gene Ontology annotation, molecular function: GTPase activity; translation elongation factor activity; GTP binding. Lineage: Eukaryota; Fungi; Ascomycota; Dothideomycetes; Pleosporales; Didymellaceae. The coding region runs from base 186 to 2075 and encodes 629 amino acids. Gene Ontology annotation, biological process: translational elongation. The record is from RefSeq and is a predicted model, not a curated record.